AUUGUGCAUGCCACAGGCGUGUAUCGUGCUCAUAGUCCUCACUGCUACCCAGGCACAUAGCUUGAUCGCACAUUACACGUGUCAACCAGCAAAAGGCCAAGAAAUGCUCCUGCACAACACCGCUCGCGCUGCGUGCGCUUCCAAGCGCCAGGCACGCGCCUUUAUGGCAACUCAGACCCCCCGCAGCAGCGGCCCCCAACGGCGCGUGUCGGCCAUCGCGAUGGCAGCGUCGCGCUGCCCCACUUUGGCCGCCCGCCCCCAGCCCUCGCUCCUCCGUCGGGCGGCCCAGCCCGGUCGCCGCGCGGCAGUGCCGGUCCGCGCUCAGGCGGCGCCCCUGAUCGAUGCCGCGCCCGGCAAGACAACUCUGGGCUUUAUUGGCAUCGGUAUCAUGGGCCUCGCAAUGACUCGCAACCUGCUGAAGGCCGGCUACCAAGUGGUGGUGUGGAACCGCAACCCCGACAAGUGCGCAGCGCUGGCGGCGGAGGGGGCCAAGGUUGCCUCCACCCCCCAGGAGGUGGCGGCCGCCGCCACCUACACCUUCGCCAUGCUGUCCGACCCAGAGGCGGCGCUGGAUGUGGCCAACAGGCCGGACGGCGUGGCGGCGGGCAUGGCCCCCGGCAAGGGCUAUGUGGACGUGUCCACAGUGGACGCCGCCACCUCGCAGGCGGUGGCGGCGGCGGUGCGGGCGCGCGGCGGCGCCUUCCUGGAGGCGCCCGUGAGCGGCAGCAAGGGGCCGGCGGAGCAGGGCAAACUCAUCUUCCUCACUGCGGGCGACCAGGCUCUGUUCAACGCUGUGUCCGGCCCCCUGGACGCCAUGGGCAAGGCCAAGUUCUUCCUGGGGGCGGAGGGCGCCGGAGCCAACAUGAAGCUGGUGGUCAACAUGGUGAUGGGCAGCAUGAUGACGGCCUUCGCGGAGGGCCUGGCGCUGGCGGACAAGGUGGGCCUGCGGCAGCAGGACGUAAUCGAUGUGGUGGGGCUGGGCGCCAUCGCCGCGCCCAUGUUCGCGCUCAAGGGCCCCGCCAUGGCGGCGCGCGCCUACGCCCCCGCCUUCCCGCUCAAGCACCAGCAGAAGGACAUGCGGCUGGCGCUGGCGCUGGGGGAUGAGGUGGGCCAGCCGCUGCCGCUGGCCGCCGCCUCCAAUGCGCAGUACAUCGCGGCGCGGCGGCAGGGGCUGGGUGAUGCCGACUUCAGCGCGGUGAUGGAGGCGGUGCUGGGGCAGGCCGCGGCGGAGGCGACGGAGGCGCACAACAAGGCUGCCAAGUAGAGGAGCGGCUGCAGGCUGGCAGGGGCGCGCCGGCGGGUCAGCAGGCAGGGACAGGGGCACGGGGAGUACGGUGUGGGCGUGUGUCGCGGUAGAGGCAUUGGAGGAGGCAGCAUGCCUUGGGUGCUGGAGGGGAAGGCCGGAUCUAGCUAGGUAUUGUUUCUGUGGAGUGGCGUCCAGCAUGCGUGCGGGUGUGAAAGGGCUCGGAGCACGGGCGCCGCUGAGAACUUAGUCGGCAGGUGCACGGUGCUGGCCAGGGGAGUGUUGGCGGCUUCGCGUAUUCUGAGGCAGAAGCGAAUUAGUUUACUUUGCUGGGUGGGGAACGCAUCCACCAGACUGCAUGUGCGUGUGUGUGUGUUACCCUUGUAAACUUCCAAGAGU
Chlamydomonas reinhardtii is the source of this 1642-nucleotide messenger RNA. RefSeq lists its product as uncharacterized. The record is from RefSeq and is a predicted model, not a curated record. Gene Ontology annotation, molecular function: oxidoreductase activity, acting on the CH-OH group of donors, NAD or NADP as acceptor; NAD binding; NADP binding. The transcript has 8 exons. Lineage: Eukaryota; Viridiplantae; Chlorophyta; Chlorophyceae; Chlamydomonadales; Chlamydomonadaceae. The coding region runs from base 104 to 1264 and encodes 386 amino acids.